Messenger RNA from Zychaea mexicana, 502 nucleotides. RefSeq lists its product as uncharacterized. The record is from RefSeq and is a predicted model, not a curated record. The transcript has a single exon. Lineage: Eukaryota; Fungi; Mucoromycota; Mucoromycetes; Mucorales; Lichtheimiaceae. Bases 191 to 502 code for a protein of 103 amino acids.
CGAUUCUGGUUGGGGCGUCGCCACAAGAAAAACAAACUCUGCUACACAUUACGCAACAGCAUUUGGUACCUGGGCACCUACCGACCAAAAUCAAUCAAUCAAUUGGUGCGAACUUCGGGCAGUUCUACACGCUAUCACUCAACACGUACACCAGUGGCAGCAUUAAGUGAUCGAGGUACGGUCUGACAACAUGACCACUUGCGCCAUUAUCAACAAACAAAGCAGCUAUCGACACCAACAUUUGCACCAGCUCCUCGCUUCGAAGAUUUUCGACCUCUGUCACCGCUACCAUACGCGUCUCUUUGCAACAUACCUACCGGGUCAACAGAACACAGUAGCCGAUCGUCUCAGCAGAUUGACAGCACCAUCUCAAUAUCCCCAAGCAACAGCCAGCUUAUCUGCCCUGUCCUUCCAGAUGAUUCAACAAGUCUUCGGUCCGUGGACUGUCGAUCUCUUUGCAACCUACCACAACCGCAAGCUACCACUUUUCAUGAGUUGGUAA